Molecule: messenger RNA, 1492 nt
Organism: Ceratina calcarata
Lineage: Eukaryota; Metazoa; Arthropoda; Insecta; Hymenoptera; Apidae
Exons: 5
Coding region: 128-1393 (421 amino acids)
Source: RefSeq, a predicted model, not a curated record
UCAUUUAAUUCUCCCAUAAGUACUUUAUUAUUGGUAUCAAUUGGUAAGAGGAAAGAGACUUGCUCCUAAAUAACAUAUAACAAAAAAAGGAGUUACAAAUCAUAAUCAAAAAUAAUCACGAAGAAAUAUGACAAGUACUAACAAGGAUUAUGCCAAGUUGAAAGAAGUGGGCAAAUAUUUCACUGAGGAAACACUAAGAACUGCAUUGCAAACUGUGCAUGGGAAAGAGGCAAUCGUAUUAAGUUGGGAGUGCAAUACGAGAGAUGCUACAGGUGAUAGUUAUUUGUCAACUAUUUAUAAGAUUAAAGUCAAUGGAACUGUUAAUGGGAAGGAAGUACAAGUUUCCAUGGUAGUCAAAUGUCUACCAGAAAAUCUGGCCAGAAGGAAGACAUUCCGAAAUCAAGAAUUCUUUAGCAAUGAGAUUGCUUUUUAUACAAAGGUCAUUCCAGAAUUUGAGAAGUUUGUGAAGGAAAAGAAUCAAGUACAAGCAUUAUGUAUUCCACGUUGUCUAGUUGCUUUCGAGAAUGGUGAAAAUGAUUUCAUAGCAUUGGAAGAUGUUAGUCUUCUGGGAUAUAAGUCUGUACCAAGACAAGCGAAUUUAGAUUAUAACCAGUUCUUAAUACUUGUAAAAGGUUUAGCAAGAUUUCAAGCAAUUUCAUUUGCGUUUAAAGACCAGCAUAAACAAAAAUUUGAGGAAAUUGUAGAAAGUUUGCGUGAAACAUAUUACAGUCCUGCACACUGGAAUUGGUACAGAAGAUUUAAUGAAAUGAUAUUAAGUAUUGCUAAAAAUGCCGUAGCUGUAGAAUAUCCUGGUAGCAAGGCAGAAAAAAAAAUUAAUUCUUAUCAAGCUAGUGAUCUAUAUAAAAAAGCUACGGAGAUUUGUGCUCGGAAACAUCAUCCAACAUCAGUUGUUGUACAAGGAGAUGCAUGGGUUCCAAAUUUCAUGACUCGAAAAUCUCCCGAACAUGAAGCUUUGAUACUCGACUUCCAAUUGGCAAGAUGUGCUAGUCCAGUCGUGGAUCUAUCUACUCUCAUUUAUGUUGGUAGCAACAAGUCUAUCUUCCAUGACAAGUUCGAUGAUUUGUUAAAAGCCUAUCACAAUGAAUUAUGUAAAACUAUCAGUUUACUUGGAUCGAACCCUGAGAGCUUGUAUCCGUGGAACGUUUUCAUGGACGAGGUGAAAGAACAGUUUGUAUAUGGUAUGAUAUUUUCACUGGAAGUAAUACCAAUGUCUGUGUUGGAUGACGAUGAAACAUUCAAUUUAGAUUUAAUAAAAGAUGAUAACGCAGUAGAUAUAGCUGAUGUAUGGACAUUGUCAAACAUUAAGUCGCAAAGUGGGCGGCUCAGGUCAGCUAAUAUCAUCGUACACGCUGUCGAGAAAGGUUUCUUGUGAUUGCACGGACAGCACAUAAAUAUUAUUUUAUACAUAAUACUUUAUUAAACUUGUAGCGUUAAAUAAAAUAGAGACAAUCUGUAUUUGUAUAAUCUUCAA